AUGAAGAUUGCUCUCCUUUUUCUGCUCAUCAUCCAAUCUGGUCAUGGUCAAGAUGACUGUCCUGUAAGAUGUCGAUGUGAGAAGAAUGUGACAGUCGUCUUGUGUCAUGAACCAUUAUUUGAAUUUCCAGUACUACCUUCCAGAGUUGAACAUUUAGACCUUUCUGGAGCCAAUUUAGGACCUGCACUGGGUCCCAGGUACCUGUACCUUCCAUCACUGAAAUAUCUUGACCUAUCACACAAUGGACUCGUGAAUAUUUCUCACAGCAGUUUCCGUGGGUUUGUUAGACUGGAAUAUUUGAAGUUAUCUAACAAUUACCUCCGCGGUUUGCCCAGCAAUAUUUUCUGUGACAAUACCAAUCUAAAAGUUUUAGAUAUCAGUGACAACUUGUUCCGUGUCAUGCCUGAUGCUAUAUUUAGAAGCCUUGAAAAUUUAGAGGUCUUCAGUAUCCGCAACAACAAGCUUAAAAUUCUUCACCUUGGACCUAGAUGGCAAGUAUCCCGGAAGCUGAAAAAGCUUGAUUUUUCACUCAACAACUUCUGGAAUAUUUCACAAAACGCCUUCGAGUUUACCAGUGACUUGAAAUUCUUAGACGUGUCUAAAAACAAACUACGAUAUAUACAAACAAAUGCUUUCAAGUAUCUGGUACAAUUACAAAGACUAAAUCUAGCUCAAAACUCUCUGAAUAUUAACUCUCGUGAUCUUGUCAACAUUCUUCGUCCGCUGAAAUCUCUACUUGAGUUUCGGUUAUCCUAUAACCAUAUGACAGAAAUAAAUUCGACAGUUUUCAAUCCCGCUCAGAAGCUAGAAAAAAUAUUCUUAAAUGGUAACAAUUUUACUACGUUUUCAUCGACAUUUUUCAAUGAACUUAACCAUUUACAAUUUUUGAACGUAUCUGACAAUCCGUUUGUAUGUGACUGUGACUUAUUGGAAUUUCGCUUGUGGCUUGAAGAAAUCAUGAUAAGUAAAUUUAAU
This is a messenger RNA of Lottia gigantea (owl limpet), 975 nucleotides long. RefSeq lists its product as hypothetical. Gene Ontology annotation, cellular component: extracellular matrix. The transcript is spliced from 2 exons. The record is from RefSeq and is a predicted model, not a curated record. Lineage: Eukaryota; Metazoa; Mollusca; Gastropoda; Lottiidae. Gene Ontology annotation, molecular function: protein binding. The annotation marks the transcript as partial.